AUGGAGAUUGAGGAUUUGAAAACUUCAAGCCGAUUAAUCCACAAGUCUUCAUUCAGCAUCAGCAGCCUCUUGUGGAGACGAGAAGGAGCGAUGGGUGACCAGGAGUCUCCUUCUGAGUCCCAGAAAGUGCGCUCUAGUCAACUUGCAAAAUCCAGUCAGGAUCAAAACUUUGAGAAGUCAAAACAAUGCACAAAGGUAGAUACCAAAUCGGGGACUGUAGCUGGGAAACGAGACGGAAAUAAGGAAGAAUCGAGGAAAACCGGAGGGGUAGAAGAAAGCAUUAAACCCGAGAAACCACCUUUUAGUUACAACGCGCUCAUCAUGAUGGCAAUCCGCCAAAGUCCCGAAAGACGGCUCACACUCAACGGCAUAUAUGAGUUUAUCAUGGACAACUUUCCAUACUAUCGCCAAAACAGACAAGGGUGGCAAAAUUCAAUCAGGCACAACCUGAGCCUGAACAAGUGUUUUGUUAAAGUGCCGCGCCACUACGAUGAUCCGGGCAAAGGCAAUUACUGGAUGCUGGACCCCUGCAGUGAGGACGUCUUCAUAGGUGGCACAUCCGGAAAACUACGGCGCAGAGCCUCAGCUGGCUCCAGAGCCAAGCUUGGGCUAAAAAGGGGAGGAGGUCGUCUGAUGUCCUCCAGCACCGCAACCAGCGUCACUUUGGCCGCAGCAAGUUCAUUUUACUGGCCGGUGCCGCCGUUCCUACCUCUCCAAGCGCCAGUGCGCACCCACCUUGGCGCGGGGGCUUAUCUGAGCGCUCAUCCUCGCUUCUCCAACCACGCCACGUCGGUUGUUUCACAGCGGGCCCGACUGAGUGCGAAUUCUGCGGACACUGACCGGUUGGUACAGACGCACCGGGAGAUGUCUUAUAUCGGAGUCAGUUGCGCGCAGUCCCGUCGCCACCAGAUUGGCACCGCGUGCACCGCGUUCUCCACAUCCAUCCCUACGUGCACCCUGCCGCUGUCAGAUCCGUGCUCUUUUAACAUGAUCUCCGGACAAGCCAGCUACUUUUACUCUCACCACAUACCGUGCGCCGCCACGUUUAGUCAAGAGGAGUGUACCACCUCCAAGACACCAGCGGCACCGUUUUUACCUAGGAACGGUUACUCAGACCUCGGAGGAUGCUGCAGUGACUUUUCAAAUUACUGUCCUCAAGUCAGUCCAAGCCCUUCGUCUUGGAAUAUAGAAAAAUAA
Archocentrus centrarchus (flier cichlid) is the source of this 1197-nucleotide messenger RNA. RefSeq names its product forkhead box G1c (gene foxg1c). Gene Ontology annotation, biological process: regulation of transcription by RNA polymerase II. The transcript has a single exon. The coding region runs from base 1 to 1197 and encodes 398 amino acids. Gene Ontology annotation, molecular function: sequence-specific double-stranded DNA binding; DNA-binding transcription factor activity. The record is from RefSeq and is a predicted model, not a curated record. NCBI's taxonomy places the organism in Eukaryota, Metazoa, Chordata, Actinopteri, Cichliformes, Cichlidae. Gene Ontology annotation, cellular component: nucleus.